Molecule: messenger RNA, 4257 nt
Organism: Penicillium digitatum Pd1
Lineage: Eukaryota; Fungi; Ascomycota; Eurotiomycetes; Eurotiales; Aspergillaceae
Source: RefSeq, a predicted model, not a curated record
AUGUCAGAGCACGGGUGUCUUUGUUCUGCACCUCUCUUCAAUGUUGCCCCAUUGGGGAAACUCUUACCCGGCAAGGAGAACAUCAACAGGUCAUAUCAGGCUUUCAAUGUGACAUUCGAUCCUUUUGUCGAUAUGCUGUCCACACGCAAGACUUCCGAUCAAUAUGAAACCAACAAAGAAAGUGUCUUCGAGGGCAAUCCGGGUUGGACAUCGCUGUUCGGAUUCACGACUAGAAGACACCUCCCGACUCUCAUAUUCGGGUCUAUCUUCGCCCUGGUUGCUAGUUUUGUCACACCUGCACUUGCAAUCUUCCUUGGCAAUGUGUUUGACUCUUUUACCUCUUUCGGUUCCGGUCACACUGAUUCCAAAGGGCUUCAUAGCCAAGUUAUCACACACUGCUUUGGAAUGAUUGGACUGGGAGUAACGGGGUGGUUUUUGAACGGUGCAUACUAUGCUCUGUUCGUUGCAUUCGGAGAAAUGCAGGCCUCUGUUAUUCGCAGCCAAGUGUUUCUAGAGUUGCUCAAACGCGAUUUGGAGUGGUUCGAGGCCAAAAACGAAGGCUCCGGCGCUUUUCUGUCGGGAAUUCAAGCACACAUCCAUGAAAUGCAGAUGGCAACAUCGCAGCCACUUGGACUCGUACUGCAAUACUCUUGCCGUUCACUAGCUUCACUAGGGCUGGGUUUCUACACAUCAUGGCGCCUCUCGCUGGUAACUCUUGCGGGUAUUCCCAUCUUCUCGGCAAUUAUCGGAUUCCUCUCCUCCAAAAUGAAAUUUAGCAUUACAGCACAGCAGGCUGAGCUUACCGAAGCUUCCAAGGUUGCCAACAAUGCUAUUACCAAUAUCGAUACGGUCAAAUUUCUCAAUGGGCAGGCCUAUGAGCAUCGGAACUUUGCUGAGCGCAUUGAGAGAUCUGCUACACACUACCUUCGACAAGCUCGGUUGAAUUCUCUGCAACUUGCUAUCAUCCGGUGGAUGAUGUUCGGGAUGUUUGUCCAGGGAUUCUGGUACGGCAGUUCGCUUGCACGCGCCGGUAAACUCACAUCCGGAGAAGUUCUAAGAACUUUCUGGGCCUGCCUGACCGCAGCUCAGUCCAUCGAGCAGGUAUUGCCGCAGAUGAUCGUGAUGGAAAAAGGAAAGGUCGCUGGUGUUGCCUUGAAAUCGAUUAUACAGAGCGGGAGAAAAGACAAAAUUGUGAGUGAGGUCAAAGGAACUCGGUAUCCGGAACACUGUGAAGGUGAUAUCGAGGUCAAAAACGUGAGAUGGAAUCUCCCCAUGGGCCAGCCUGACCAAUGUGUACUCAAGCCGUCAAGCUUUUUCUUCCCCGCCGGAGAAACCACGUUCGUUAUAGGUAAAAGCGGCUCUGGUAAAAGUACGCUCAGUCAACUGCUGAUGCGGUUCUACUUGCCAACCUCAGGUGAAAUCCAGAUUGACCGCAAUCCCAUGGAAGAACUCGACGUCAACUGGAUCCGCAAUAACAUCACCCUUUUAGAGCAAAAAAGCAUUCUUUUCAAUGAGUCUGUGCUCACGAACAUCGCCUUCGGUCGUCAGGACCAUGCAGCCGUCACUAAGCAAGAUGUCAAAGCUCCCAUCGAAUUGGCCAUGCUUGAGAACACAAUCGACGGUCUCCCCAAAGGCAUCAACACUUGCGUUGGCCCGGGUGGAAGCUUUUUGAGUGGUGGCCAAAGGCAGCGAGUCGCCAUUGCCAGAGCGAAAUUACGCGACACCCCAAUUCUGAUCCUGGAUGAACCCACCAGCGCACUCGAUCACACAAACCGAAUUGCAGUGAUGAAAGCGAUCCGUGAGUGGCGGAAAGGAAAGACUACAAUUAUCAUUACCCACGAUAUGUCACAAAUCAUGGAACACGAUUUCCUGUACAUCCUCGAGCAGGGUUCGAUUGUGAACUCCGGCUACAGAUAUGCCGUCGAGGUCAGCCCGGGGAGCGAGAAGUAUUUCCAUACGAAAAUCAACAGUCGUCUGGAAACCAAGUCCCCGAGCAAGAGGGCUCUGGAUGACAUGGAAAUUCCAUGGGGGAGCUCAUCAUCGGAGAUUCUACACACCCUAAGACCCCCAACAGCUUUCCGCGGACAUCGUCGGUCCAGAGCAUCCUGGGCUCAAGGCCACAUCCCCCCAAACUUUCACUCCGGCUCACUAGACUUAACGAUGAGACGUAACUCGGAAUAUAUGGUCAGAAAUGGAGAUAUCCCCGGUUCGCCCUUUCAAGAUUGGAGCCAACGUCGUUCUUUUACGACAAAAGGACCUGCCCCUCAGCAGGACUCGAACGAAGCAACUAUUCAAAUUCCCGUGGAAGAAUUCGAAAUGGUGCACAUCGAUGAUCCGGGCUUGAAGUCAGACCAAUGGUCCAAUGAAAAUACCGCGAAAUAUCCAUCAGAAAGGCAGCGCAGUCGGCGAUCGCAUGGCCGCCGCAAGAAAUCAAAAGAGCAGCACCUGCCAAAAGAAGGAAUGACUCCGCUCUCUCAGAUCAUGGGCACCAUUCUGUCAACUUUGACGAUCAGACAGCGAAUCAUCCUCUUCCUGGGAUUCGCUGCGGCACUGGCCCAUGCAAGCGCAACCCCUAUUUUCUCAUAUUGUCUGUCGCAGCUGUUCGGAACCUUCUAUGCUGGAAACAACAGUGAACACCUAACAAUGGUAUGGUCGCUUGCUGUACUAGGAGUUUCUUUCGGAGAUGGCCUUGCGUCCUAUUUCAUGCACUACUUCCUUGAGCUUUGCGGUGAGGCAUGGAUGGAUUCCUUUAGGAAGAAUGCCUUUGAACGCAUUCUCGAUCAACCACGGGUUUGGUUUGAGAAGGAUAGUAACGGAUCUCUCAGACUCACAUCAUCUCUCGAUCAAAAUGGAGAAGACAUGCGAAAUCUGCUAGGCCGAUUCGCGGGGUUCGUGGUUGUUGCUGCAGCAAUCACCGUUGUGGCAAUCAUCUGGAGCUUGAUUGUUUGCUGGAAGUUGACACUCGUUGCUCUCUCCUGUGGACCCGUCAUUUUUGUCAUCACUCGAGGCUUCGAGGGAACAAAUGGGUUAUGGGAAAGACGAUGCAAUGAUGCGAACGUUGUCGCCGCUGAUGUCUUCACUGAGACCUUUUCAGAGAUUCGUACCGUGAGAGCAUUGACAUUGGAAGGUCACUUCCAUCGCAAACAAGCCAGUGCGAUCGCUAGCUGCUUGUUGCUGGGGUUGAAACGUGCCAUCUACACAGGCAUGCUUUUCGGCAUGGUCGAAUCGACUGUCAUAUUUUCUAGCGCUUUGAUCUUCUACUAUGGAGCAGUACUCGCGGCAUCUCGCGAGUUCAGCGUGAACGAUGUGAUGACAGUAUUCUCGAUGCUACUUUUCAGCAUUGGAUACGCCGCUCAGCUUCUGUCAUGGAUUCCCCAAAUCAACACCUCCCGUGAAAUAGCCACGCAGCUUAUUCGUCUUGCAAAUCUCUCACAUGAUGGAUCCCACGAGCACCUUGGCAGUUUGACGGUUUCCAAACUUACCCCCAUCAAGCUCACCAACGUGAAUUUCCAAUAUCCCUCGCGGCCAACCACAUCUGUGUUGAAGAAUGUCUCGAUUUCUAUCCCACCCAACUCCUGUACAGCGCUGGUAGGCCGAUCCGGGUCUGGGAAAUCCACAAUUGCGUCCCUGUUAUUAUCGCUUUAUGAAGCUCCGACCUCCGAAACUGGACAACCUACAGUGACACUCGGCGGCGCGGAUAUCCUUCGGCUUCAUGUUCCUACCCUCCGCUCACAGAUCUCCAUCGUAUCGCAACAACCAACUAUUUUCCCCGGCACUAUCCAUGAAAAUAUCAGUUACGGGCUGGACCCGCAUUCGGUUCUAGCCUCAUCUCAUAGUGUCCGAAAUGCCGCUCAAGGAGCAGGGAUUGAUGAUUUCAUUUGCUCUCUCCCUCGUGGAUAUAACACUGUGAUUGGAGAUGGCGGAGUUGGUCUUUCCGGUGGCCAGAAACAGCGCGUGGUCAUUGCAAGGGCUCUUUUGCGUCAACCUCAAAUCCUGAUUCUUGAUGAAGCCACGUCCAGCUUGGAUCCAGCGGGUGCGGAGAUCGUGCGGCAGACAGUGCAGCAGCUGGUGGCCGUACAUCAGGGGCUUACUGUCAUCAUUAUCACGCACUCGAAGGAAAUGAUCGAGAUUGCGAAUCAUGUCGUUGUUCUUGACCAAGGUGCUGUUGUAGAAGAUGGACCCUAUCGGGAUCUGGUGAAAAAUAAUGGUGGCAAGUUGCAUGCCUUGCUCAGUGACCCCGAAGAAGUCGGCAGUUAA